CUAAUGUAGAGUUGCACUUGUUAGCUUUACGUGGGGGUUGACCCACAAUAGAGUAGUGUGGAUUAAUUUUUUUCGCUGUACACAUAUUUAAUUCUCUUUUUUUACUUUACACACCUGACUUUUCUUUUCUGAUUUGUCAACUUGGUUGUUUUUCUCGUACACAUUUUACCCUUUUAAUACACAUUUUCCCCUUUUAUUCCCACUUUUUACUUUACGGGUUUUUUUACUUUUUACCCUGAAAUUACUUUUUUAAUUUGUUUACCCAAGGAUUUCAAUUGUGAUCUGAUUGUAGCAGUUUAGAAUUGAAAAUGGUGAAGGUAAUGAAGAGCAAGAUGAAGGUGAAGAAGGAGGUGAAGAAAGACUUGAAGAAGAAGGUUGCCGUCGGGGCUUCAAAAAAAAAAGCCCCCUUGACAAAACUUUCGGGCGGUCAGCACUCGAAACUGGCCGUCAAACUCAACCAACACCACUCCAAGCUCAAGCACGCGGGAAAACAGGUCAAAAAGCAGGCCAAGGCUCCGAAAAAAGCACCAAAACUCAACGCCAAACACACUGGCAAAGCAACCAAACGCACAGCCAAAACCAAAAAACAAACCAAAAAAACCAAAACCACAAAGAAAACACUAAAACACAAGAACAAGAAAUAAACAUCACACUCUACACACUACUCAAACCCUUUCUUCAUUAACUCUCACUACUCACAUACUCACACUACUCACACUGUUACACAUCCCCAUUUAUUAUUAAUUUGCAACCUUUUUGUAAUUUAUUUACAAUUUGGAAUUAAAAUUUGGUAAAUGUGUAGUUGGUGCAGCAGAUUAUUGAGUUAUUUUCCUCGGAGACUGGACACUUGACCGGAGGAAAUUAAAGAAAUCAGUGAAAGGAUGAGAGUGAUGGGAUUUGAGUGAUGGGAUUUGAGUGAUGGGACUUAAGUGUAAUGGCAUUU
Theileria parva strain Muguga is the source of this 943-nucleotide messenger RNA. RefSeq lists its product as uncharacterized. The record is from RefSeq and is a predicted model, not a curated record. The transcript has a single exon. Lineage: Eukaryota; Apicomplexa; Aconoidasida; Piroplasmida; Theileriidae. The coding region runs from base 309 to 644 and encodes 111 amino acids.